Messenger RNA from Mucor mucedo, 2771 nucleotides. RefSeq lists its product as uncharacterized. Gene Ontology annotation, biological process: intracellular calcium ion homeostasis; calcium ion transmembrane transport. The record is from RefSeq and is a predicted model, not a curated record. Bases 34 to 2445 code for a protein of 803 amino acids. Gene Ontology annotation, molecular function: calcium:proton antiporter activity. The transcript is spliced from 5 exons. Gene Ontology annotation, cellular component: endomembrane system; membrane. NCBI's taxonomy places the organism in Eukaryota, Fungi, Mucoromycota, Mucoromycetes, Mucorales, Mucoraceae.
UCUUUUCUUUCGUUUUCCUCUCAUUUAAUAUAAAUGGGACCUACAUUAAAGAGAACGAAUUCAUCCUCAUUUAAAAAAGGUCCUCAUCGCUUACAUCGCACAGAAUCCACGUCUUCAAACAGAAGAAACGAAGACAGUGAUAAUGCCUUAAACCAAGUCGAAGAGGAGGAAGAGGAGGAAGAAGAAGACACCAGCGAUAACAAGGACAAUGACAGUGUAUCAGUGAAUAGUAUAGAGAGAGAGAUGACUUUAAAGGAUCGCCAAGAAGCUAUGAACAAAAGCCAUCCUUUUGGUUUGCCUAUUUGGAAACCAGCACUUUAUAAGAAGUCUCGAUCUGUUGUGCGUAAAGCAAACAGGGCCCUUCAUUCAUCCCCAUCCUCAGCACCAGAACUAUUUUUAAACCCGGGAAAUAUUUUGUGGUUACUCAUAUUUGGCUGGUGGUUAUCGCUGGUGAUACUCAUCAUGUCUCUUAUCAUUACGAUUAUACCAUUUGGUGGAAUUCAUUAUGGAAGAGUCCUGAAGGAAUUGGCUUUCUAUCUAUUAUGGCCCUUUGGAAGAUAUGUAGAGCGUCAUGUAGAAAUCACUCCAACUCAAAUUGGAGGCGCAAUUAAUCAAGAUGAUGAGGAAAGCGGCCUAUUACAAAAGAAGAGAAAAAAUACGCUGUCUAUUCCUAAUUUCGUUAAACUGGGUCCAGCAGGCAUAAUCUACUACAUCAUUUUGUUUGUCAUUAUUGCCCCUCUAUUACUUUUAGUUUCUGCCAUUUGCUGGAUGUGUGUUAUCACAAUUCCUAUGGCCAAGCUGAAUUAUAUUUUAGUGCGUCACCUUUAUCGCCAUCCUUUAGCGUUAAGAUUCAAAUCAAGCCCCUCUGGAUUGUCUCAAAUUGCUGCGAACGUAUCAGGUAAACCAGCUGUCAUCUUGUUGUGUACAUACCAAGCUAUUGGGCUGCAAUAUUAUAAAUACACAUUUGACGGUAUAAAUAUUAUCUUCAUUAAUUUAAUGCCGCUUGUGUUCUUUGUCAUAUUUGAUGAAUGGGUGCUAAAGCGUCAUUUACCGGAAUCAUUUAUCACAGCACCGGCGGUUGUGUUUGGCCUAUCAUUGGCAUCUGUCAUUCCUCUGUCUUAUUUCAUUGGUAUGGGUGUUAGUUCCGUUUCCGCUCAAAGCAGUAUGGGUGUAGGUGCCGUCAUAAAUGCCACAUUUGGUAGUAUUAUCGAAAUUAUAUUGUAUGCCGUAGCCAUUAUAAGCGGAAAGAGUGCACUUGUUGAAGGUGCUUUGAUCGGAAGUUUUUUGGCAGGUGUGUUACUGAUGCCAGGCUGCUCCAUGGUCAGCGGGGCUGUCAAACAGAAGGAACAGAGGUUUAAUGCAAAGAGUGCUGGUGUCACCUCAACGAUGCUCAUUAUGGCCAUUAUUGGCGCUUUGACUCCAACAUUGUUUUAUCAAAUGUUUGGUUCCUUCGAGUUACGCUGUAUCGGUUGUCCAGAUACAGCUGAUAACGGAACAAUCGCAUGCUCCAGAUGUUAUUAUGACCAGCUAAACCCAACUGAAGACCCUGUUUACCAAAACAGUGUUAAGCCACUUAUGUGGCUCUGUGCUGCUAUUUUACCAUCUGCUUACAUCAUUGGUUUAGUUUUCAGUUUACAUACUCAUGUCGAUAUGGUGUGGAAAAGUAACCACUCUGACCAUAAGAACUCGAGUCCAACUUAUUACCAGCGAUUAAUGCCUACUCAUAUCAUCUCUCAACUCAUCCACCAUACACCGGACAAUCAACAGCAAGCAAAAGACGGCCACAAUGCACAAGGAUAUUCAAGCGGUGUACAAUAUAGCACUCCACAUAUGGUAGCUGUUUCGGAAGGAGCCAAUCCGUUGUCAUCACAGAUCGCUGGAAUUCACGGAACACCACAAGAAGGCGCACAUAUUUCGUAUGCUUCAAUUGCCGGCGGAAGUUCAUCUAUCCCUAUACUAAACACCACAAGCUCAGACCCAACACAGCAUUUACCUGGAAUGACCACAGCAUACCUUCAAACCAAAGAUGUCGAGGAAGAUGAAGAUGAAGAAGCUUCCGGUCAUGAUUCACCGAAUUGGAGCAAGAGCAAGAGUUUUAUCAUUCUGUUUGGCUGUACUAUACUUUAUUCGAUUAUUGCCGAAAUUUUAGUUGAUACAGUGGAUGAAGUCAUGAAGGACUUCCCAAUGGACGAGAAAUUUCUUGGGUUGACCUUAUUCGCCUUAGUACCUAACAUUACUGAAUUUAUGAAUGCUAUUUCUUUUGCCUUGUAUGGAAAUAUUGUUCUUAGUAUGGAAAUUGGUUCAGCCUACGCUCUUCAGGUAUGUCUUUUGCAAAUACCCGCUAUGGUCGCAUUCUCUAUUUGGUUUAAUUAUGGAAAAGAAGAACUUGCAAAAUAUACGUUUAGGUAUGAAUAUCGUCAUCAAAGUUUGGUGCAGAAGAACUAAUAUUUUUUUCUUUUUUUCUGCAGUCUUGUGUUUCCUCGCUGGGAUGUCAUUUCUGUAAUUUUUUCUGUUUUCUUGCUAACAUACACAUAUCAGGAAGGAAAAGCCAAUUAUUUCAAGGGCAGUAUUUUAAUUCUAAGCUAUGUGGUACUCAUCGCUGGCUUUUACUUUAUCCCUCCAUUCUCUGAGCACAGUGUGUUAAUUGGACUUCCUCCCUCAUAAUUUCGCGUGACACUUUGUCGAUUCUUAUGUAAAUAUUUUAUCCAGUGAAUAAAAAAACUAUUGUAUAGCCUUAUUUUUCUAGCUGUACAUUUAAUAAUAGUAAGAAA